Fonsecaea pedrosoi CBS 271.37 is the source of this 1530-nucleotide messenger RNA. RefSeq lists its product as uncharacterized. The transcript is spliced from 8 exons. The coding region runs from base 1 to 1530 and encodes 509 amino acids. Lineage: Eukaryota; Fungi; Ascomycota; Eurotiomycetes; Chaetothyriales; Herpotrichiellaceae. The record is from RefSeq and is a predicted model, not a curated record. Gene Ontology annotation, molecular function: oxidoreductase activity, acting on paired donors, with incorporation or reduction of molecular oxygen; monooxygenase activity; iron ion binding.
AUGAGUUUAGCCGUCCGAGGAAUCCAGGAGAGGGUGUUGGUGGCAGUGGGCCUUCCUGUGAUUGCGAUAUUGACCUAUACGAUUCUCAUUGGGGUAUACCGUCUGUACUUCCAUCCAUUAGCGAAAUUCCCCGGACCAAAGAUCAAUGCAAUCUCUCCAAUUCCGGGCAUUCUUGCCCUCCUCCGAGGCCGACUGCCCAUGGAAAACAAAAAACUCCACGAUAUCUACGGCCCCGUGGUGCGAGUCUCACCCAACGAAUUGUCAUUCAACACAUCGGGAGCGUGGAACGACAUCUACGGUCACAGACCAGGCCAUGCAAACUUUCACAAGAGCUCCAUCCACGUGGGCGCCGUUGAUCCCCUCCCCAACGCCAGCACGCUGACCAUGGCUGACGACGAGACCCAUGCCCGGCAAAGACGUGCUUUGUCGCACGCAUUCAGCCAACAGGCUCUGAUGGAACAGGAGGACAUCUUGCUGGUCUACGUCAAUCUAUUCAUCAAGAAGCUCGGCGAGAUGUGCGACCGAGGCGAAGCGUUCAAUCUCGUCAACUGGUACAACUUCACCACGUUUGACAUCAUUGGAGACCUGGCCUUUGGGGAAUCCUUUGGCUGUCUCGACAAAGGCCAGUUCCACGAAUGGGUGGCUCUCAUCUACGAGACUGUCAAGGCCGGGGCAAUGGAGCAGGCGACGAGGCGCUUCGCCGAGCCUGGGUCGACAAUUCAGAACUUCCUCGUCAAUUUCAUCCCGAAGGAGAAACGAGCGAGACGUCGCGAUCACCUCUUGUGGAGUCAAAACAAAGUCCUAAGACGCCUUGAAAACACCAAGCUACAACACAAAGACUUCACGUGGUACAUCCUCGAUCAGCAGAAGCGAGGGGCGAUUUCGCAAAAUGAAGUCAUUGUCAACGGCGCUUUGUUUAUUGUUGCCGGAAGUGAAACCACAGCAAAUGAACUAUCCGGGUUGACGGCCCGGCUCCUCAAGAGCCCACGGGUAUACACCAAACUGGCCAACGAGAUCCGGGAUGCCUUCAAAACCGAGGACGACAUCACCAACGACGAGCUCGCCAAACUGCCUUACCUUGCCGCUUGUCUGUCCGAAGGGCUUCGCAUCCAUCCACCGCUUCCCACAGCGCUGAUGCGCCAAGUUCCCAAGAACGGAGAUACCAUUGACGGCCACUGGGUCCCGGGCGGCGUGCACGUUGGCGUCGGCGCGUGGGCCGCGACCCAUAGUGCCGCCAAUUUCAAGAGCCCCGACGAAUUCGUCCCCGAACGCUGGAUCGACAAAGAGUGGGCCGGAGAUGAUAAGAAGGCUAGUCAGCCAUUUUCCACUGGACCUCGUGGAUGCAUCGGGAAACACCUUUCCUACAUGGAGAUGCGUCUGAUCCUAGGCAGACUCCUCUGGCAUUUCGACAUUGUGUCCUCCGACGGGGCACCACAGUGGUCACCUGAAGGUGAGAUGCAGUACAUGAAGGCCUACAACACGUGGGAGAAGCCGGAACUGAACGUCACGUUGAAACGUGUCCAGAGAUAA